This is a messenger RNA of Knipowitschia caucasica, 1242 nucleotides long. Lineage: Eukaryota; Metazoa; Chordata; Actinopteri; Gobiiformes; Gobiidae. The record is from the annotation of a GenBank genome assembly.
AUGCCACAGAAAGACUACAGAGGCCAUACAGGCUGGGAGAGUGGCGUGGCCAGCAUGAUGCAAACCAGUCACAGCGGGGUGAACCAGCUCGGAGGCGUGUUUGUGAAUGGAAGGCCGUUACCUGACUCAACCAGGCAGAAGAUCGUGGAGCUGGCUCAUAGCGGCGCCAGGCCAUGUGACAUCUCUCGGAUACUGCAGGUGUCCAACGGUUGUGUGAGUAAGAUUCUGGGUCGUUAUUACGAGACCGGUUCCAUCCGGCCGCGGGCCAUCGGAGGCAGUAAGCCCCGGGUGGCAACCCCUGAAGUGGUGGGCAGGAUCUCCCAGUACAAACGAGAGUGUCCGUCCAUCUUCGCCUGGGAGAUCCGGGACCGGCUGCUAGCAGAGGGAAUCUGCACCAACGACAACAUCCCCAGUGUAUCGUCCAUAAACCGGGUGCUCAGAAACCUGGCCAGUGACAAGCAACAAAUGUGCCCAGCAGGAGCCGAGGGCAUGUUCGACAAACUCAAAAUGCUCAAUGGGCAGGCAGCUUGGGGAGGACGCAACAGCUGGUUCCCCGGGACCACUCUCACUACUAACGAUUGUCUGGAACCAGAGGGGACCGAGAACACCAUCAGUGCAAACAGCGACGACUCGGAGGAGACGCAGAUGAGGCUGCAGCUCAAGAGGAAACUCCAGAGGAACCGCACCUCCUUCACACAGGAGCAGAUAGACGCGCUGGAGAAAGAAUUUGAGAGGACGCAUUAUCCAGAUGUAUUUGCCAGAGAACGAUUAGCAAACAAGAUCGACCUCCCAGAAGCAAGAAUACAGGUUUGGUUUUCGAACAGACGAGCGAAAUGGAGAAGGGAAGAGAAGCUAAGGAAUCAACGUCGGCAAGCGUCAAAUACGACCAAUCAUAUUCCUAUUAGCAGUAGCUUCAGCGCAAUGCCUUUUUCAUCAGGAUCCAUGCUGUCGAGGUCGGAACCCAUCUUGUCAAACAGCUACAGCUUCAGCAUGGCCACCAGUCUGCCUGUGCAACCGUCAAACCAUAGCUCUUAUUCCUGCAUGCUACCCAGCGGCACCGCACUAAACGGCAGAAGUUAUGAGACGUACAGUGCGAGUCAUAUGCAAUCACACAUCAACAGCCAAUCGAUGUCGUCCGCGGCAACGUCCUCAACAGGCCUGAUUUCACCGGGCAUCUCCGUCCCAGUCCAGGUCCCAGGAAGUGAAGGCGACAUGUCACAAUACUGGCCCCGUUUACAAUAA